AUGUCAUCUGUACAUCAAUGUUUUUUAUCGGCGGAGAGGAAUAGUUAUGAAAUAAACAAAUACGUUGCAGAUGAUGUUCCCAGGAAGGUCGAGUACUUUCUACCGACAGAGGUUGCAGUUCACAAUACAGAAAUUGAUUGUUGGAUCUCUUAUAAUGAUAUGGUGUACGAUCUGACUGAUCUUUGUAAAAUUUGGGCGAAUAAAAGAGAGAUCAAACCAAUACUAGCAUACGCUGGUAAAGAUAUAAGUCAUUGGUUCGAUCAUGAGAAAAAUGAUAUUAAAUAUUAUGUACAUCCUGUUACGGGAGUGUUGGUACCGUAUUGCCCUCAUGGACCUAUCCCGGAUGUCUGCGAGGAAGAUUCCAUUAGGCGUAUUCAAGAACGUGCCCUCAUUUAUAACAAAAAUGGAAAGUCUUAUAGGUGGAAAUUCGAAGGGAAGGAUUUGACUCUCGAUUUAACUUUGACAGAAAAUGGUAUUCCGGAUGAACGAGAACGUUUCGCCGCUUGUGGCCUUCCCGACGAUUAUUAUAUUCCAUGUCUUAUGUGUUAUUACAACGAAUAA
Messenger RNA from Frieseomelitta varia, 561 nucleotides. Its product is annotated as cytochrome b5 domain-containing protein 1. Bases 1 to 561 code for a protein of 186 amino acids. The record is from RefSeq and is a predicted model, not a curated record. NCBI's taxonomy places the organism in Eukaryota, Metazoa, Arthropoda, Insecta, Hymenoptera, Apidae. The transcript is spliced from 2 exons.